GGUGUAGUGAUUGAGCAACAGCCCACCACUGCUAGGGUUACGAUCUACAAUCAUGUCUUGGUUGGAAGAGUAGUGUCUGCUAGAGAGAUAUCGGCGCAUACCAUUAAAUCCAAUAUCCUCCGUCUGCUACAACCGGUCAAGGGUUGCAUUGUCGACCCGCUGCCCCAAAAUCGAUUUGUGUUACAAUUUGAACACCCUGUUGAUUACAAACAUGCAUUAUCUGGAUGCCCUUGGCUCUUGGAGAAGAAUGCCAUUAUCCUUCAAAAGAUGGAUCUAGAUUCAGAUCCUACCACCGCAAAUCUGAACCUCUUGCACAUCCCAACGAACCAACGACCAACAAAAUUGGAUGCGAGUGAAAGUGCAGAUUGACGUCUCGCAAAAACUGAAAAGAGGCAUGUACCUCCAUGAAGCAAACGGGAAUAAAGUGUGGGUUACCGUUACGUAUGAAAGAUUGCCCAAUUUUUGUUUUCUAUGUGGGAUUCUUGGACAUGGGGCAGGAAAGUGCCCACUUCGAUAUGAGGAGGGAUUUAUAGAUCCGGGGGAAAAUCUUCCUUAUGGGACUUGGCUGCGAGCAUCGACGGAUCCUUCACGAGAGACUUCACGGCUCCCUUUGCAAGCUAACCAUCACAGCAAAGCCUCUCUGGCACCACGCGGCAGUGGAAUAUUUAGCUUUACAUCUCCAGGAAGAGACCAAAUCGGACAGGUUGAGUGCGCACAGGGUAAAGAGAAUACCAUGAUGCCUUUGGUUGACGAUAGGAAUCUUAUUACUAACAAGGUUCAUAUACUACAAGUAGAGGAUAUGGAGGCUGCAACUCGCAAAUUUAUCACGGUUCCCCAGAAGAAUCGUAAGAAAAAAGCAGCUGAUGUCUCGGUUCAUGAUACUUUUCGGCAAGGAAAAAAACCACAUCUUCACCUCAUGGACGAAGAAACUAGCUCAACGGCGGAGACUGCUACGCAGUCCCGCCGAUCAUCAUGAAUUGUUUAUUUUGGAAUUGUCAAGGGUUAGGGGUUCCCUUGACAAUCCACACACUCGGAGACAUCCUCCGACGGAAAAACCCUAACUUGGUGUUUCUUGCGGAAACAAAAGCAGCACCAGGCUUGGUGGAGAAGUUAAAACGGAAAUGGAAUCUUAACGGAAUCGGAGUUGAUAGGGUGGGA
Erythranthe guttata (spotted monkey flower) is the source of this 1158-nucleotide messenger RNA. The record is from RefSeq and is a predicted model, not a curated record. NCBI's taxonomy places the organism in Eukaryota, Viridiplantae, Streptophyta, Magnoliopsida, Lamiales, Phrymaceae.